AUGCCUGUAGGUCUGACCAGCCCCAUAUCUGUAUACUGUGAUCAGACCACAGAUGGGGGAGGGUGGACGGUCAUACAGAGGAGGUUUGACGGGUCCAUCGACUUUAACCGGCCUUAUAACUCCUUUAGGUUCGGGUUUGGUUCAUCCGCUGGGGAGCAGUGGUUGGGGUUGGAGAAUGUGUACCGUUUGACCGACCAGGAUGCGUAUGAGAUGUAUGUAGAAUUGGAGGAUUGGAACAGUGUGGUCAAGUACGCCAAGUACUCGUCAUUCUCGUUGGGGAAUAGUGGUUCCUACUAUCGCCUCUCUGUUGGUGGGUACAGUGGGACGGCUGGGGAUGGGUUCUACUUAUCGUCCGACUCAUCUUCCCACGGUGGCUACCUAAACGGUCAGGCUUUCAGCGCUAGGGAUGUAGACCGUGAUGCCAAUAGCGGGUCUUGUGCUGGUGGUAGAGGUGACUACUCAGGAGGGUGGUGGUACAAGAGCUGUGCUAGGUCUGCCCUGAACGGCCCGUACCUGCGGCCCUCUGACCGCACCGGUCACAGUGGCUACGGUAUCUAUUGGUACCCAUUUGGAGGCUCCUAUCACCAAUAUCUGAAAAAGUCCAAAAUGAUGGUCCGUCCUGCUAACUUCCAACCAUAA
Branchiostoma floridae (Florida lancelet) is the source of this 639-nucleotide messenger RNA. Its product is annotated as angiopoietin-related protein 2-like. The transcript has a single exon. The record is from RefSeq and is a predicted model, not a curated record. Bases 1 to 639 code for a protein of 212 amino acids. Lineage: Eukaryota; Metazoa; Chordata; Leptocardii; Amphioxiformes; Branchiostomatidae.